AUGGCCUUGUUUCCGAAGGCAAUGGCAUCAUUGGCAAAAGCGGCGAAACCAUUGAUGAGAACCUUGUACAAUGAUACGCGAAAGAACCUGAUGAUCAAUAGAAACACAAAAGUCAUCAUUCAGGGCUUCACAGGAAAACAAGGGACAUUUCAUGGACAACAAAUGAUAGAUUAUGGCACGAAAGUCGUAGGAGGAGUGUCACCGAAGAAGGUAGGACCAAGAAUUUUGUUUGAUGUUUUCUUUUAG
Molecule: messenger RNA, 246 nt
Organism: Haemonchus placei
Lineage: Eukaryota; Metazoa; Nematoda; Chromadorea; Rhabditida; Trichostrongylidae
Source: the annotation of a GenBank genome assembly